AAACACCGAUAAGAGUUCAGAGUGAGACUGAAGACGGACAGCUGAUGGGUCAGAUUCUCUGUCAGUGAUCCACAUCUGCGUGUCUGUUCCUCUCAGGUGGGUUCUCCGAGUUCUCCCACCUGUUUCCUGGUCUGUGUGAGGGGAAGUCCACGCUGGUCCCCUCCUGUAUCUCUCAGCCCUGCCUGCCCGUCACCAACAUCGGGCCGACCCGCAUCCUGCCUCACCUGUACCUGGGCUGCCAGAGAGACGUCCUCAACAAGGAUCUGAUGCAGCAGAACGACAUCGUCUACGUCCUGAACGCCAGUAACACCUGCCCCAAACCGGACUUCAUCCCAGAGUCUCACUUCCUCCGAGUUCCUGUGAACGACUCGUUCUGCGAGAAGAUCCUGCCCUGGCUGGACCGGUCCGUGGAGUUCAUAGAGAAAGCUAAAGCGUCCAACGCUCGCGUCCUGGUUCACUGUCUGGCUGGAAUCUCGCGCUCGGCCACCAUCGCCAUCGCCUACAUCAUGAAGAGGAUGGACAUGUCGCUGGACGAGGCGUACAG
Messenger RNA from Plectropomus leopardus (leopard coralgrouper), 544 nucleotides. Lineage: Eukaryota; Metazoa; Chordata; Actinopteri; Perciformes; Serranidae. The record is from RefSeq and is a predicted model, not a curated record.